CUGCUGAUAAGAACUGCUACGCUGCCUUCCCCUCUUCUCUGGUGAGGAGGUUUAAGCUUCCGGAUGUGCCGUUUGCUCAACAUUUUUCAUCCCACCGACCACCAUGGCGAAUCUCAAGCUUGGCCUUGCGCUCGCCUGUAGCUUAGCAACAGCACUGGUUGUGCUGCAAUUGUUCCUGCUGAUUAGCGACUCUAACGUCAAUCGGCCGGUUAGGGUUCAGUCCCGCCUUCAAUGGAAACAAAGGGCAAUCAAGACAUCCUCGGCAACAUCUGCAGCCUCUGCGACCUCUGUGGCGGAGGAUGGGACAUUUCUCCUCGGCGCAGGAAAGGCGGAUAUCACGGGACCUGUGGCAGAGGUCAUCUUCAACGGCUAUGCUAGCCUGGAUCAGGUUGGCUCCGGUCUUCGACAAAGGAUCUACUCCCGCGCUUUCAUUGUCGCCAACCCACAGAACACAAGCGAUACCUUCAUCUAUCUCGUACUGGAUGCUUUGACGGGUGACACCGCUGUGCGGCAUGGUGUGCUUGAGGGCCUCGCUGGAUUAGGUGGUGAUUAUGCCAGAUAUGGAGAGCAGAACUUGGCUCUCACUGGUACUCACUCCCACUCGGGCCCAGGCGCGUGGAUGAACUACCUUCUUCCCCAGAUUCCAACCAAGGGCUUCGAUAAGCAGAGCUACCAAGCUCUUGUGGACGGCGUUUUACUCUCUAUCCAGCGCGCCCAUGAAAGCUUGGAGCCUGGAUCGCUCAGUUUUGGUUCCAUUGAUCUCGAGGACGCCAACAUUAACAGAAGCCCCUAUGCCUACGAUGCCAAUCCCGCAGAUGAGAAGGCUAAAUAUUCUGCGAACGUCGAUAAGACCUUGACACUUCUGAGAUUCGAUAGAGCGUCUGACAGUAAGACAACGGCUGUGUUGUCCUUCUUCCCGGUCCAUGGAACGUCGAUGUAUGAAAAUAAUACGCUGGUCACGGGAGACAACAAGGGCGUCGCUGCGUGGCUCUUUGAGCGGAGUGUCCAGGGCAACGACAAGUUCGCGGAUGGGUUCGUCGCGGGUUUCUCCCAGUCUAAUGUUGGCGAUACCAGCCCGAAUGUCCUUGGAGCCUGGUGUGAAGAUGGCUCUGGGCAGCAAUGUAAGUAUUCGGACAGCACUUGUGGCGGAAAGCCUGUCGACUGUCAUGGCCGGGGUCCCUACUUUACGGAAAAGGACAACGGCGCAAAGAGCUGUUUUGAAAUCGGCCGGCGCCAGUAUGAGGCCGCAAAGAAGCUACACAGCCAGCUGGAUACCAACCCGACGAAGAUCCUACCUAACGAGGUCCGGUCGUUCCAUGUCUAUCGCGAUAUGUCGGACUACACUUUCCAGUCACCUUUCAAUUCGAGCACUUUGACUACGUGCUCAGCAGCACUCGGAUUCUCAUUUGCCGCGGGCACUACUGAUGGGCCGGGUUAUUUUGACUUCACCCAGAAUGGGACUGGACCCGCCGAGUCCAAUCCUUUGUGGUAUGUCGCUCGCGCAUUCGUCCAUCAACCGUCGGCUGCACAGCAGGCAUGCCAGGCGCCUAAGGACAUUCUCCUUGACGUCGGAGCUGUCAAACAGCCGUAUGCUUGGACGCCGAACAUUGUGGAUAUCCAAGUCCUACGUGUGGGUCAAUUGUUCAUUGUCAUCUCGACAAGUGAGGCGACUACAAUGUCGGGGCGACGUUGGAAGGAAGCCAUCGCGAAGUCCGCCAAGGACGUGCUUUCUAUUGGAAGUCCUCUAGUCGUCUUGGGGGCUCCGUCUAAUAGCUACGCGCACUACGUAGCUACGGAAGAGGAAUACGGAGUUCAACGCUACGAAGGGGCUUCGACUCUUUAUGGUCCCAAUACGCUGGCUGCGUAUGUGAACCUUACCCUGACGUAUCUGCCAUACCUUGGGGAUUCGCCGCAAACAGCCAGCCUUCCAUCGCUGUCCACUGGGCUGCAGCCUCCGAUCAACACCGACAGAUCAUUGAGUUUUAUCACCGGAGUGGUAUAUGACGGGUCCCCUGUAGGGAAAGCGUUUGGGGAUGUUGUCUCGUCACCCGGCAAUACCACUUACUACCCAGGAGACACGGUGAAUGUGACUUUUGUGGGAGCCAAUCCGCGGAAUAAUCUGCGACAAGAGUCGACAUUUGCCGCCGUGGAGAGGCUUGAUCCGAGCACAGGCUCCUGGGAGGUCGUGCGCAAAGAUUCGGACUGGAACCUGGUCUAUACUUGGGUAAGGACUAGUACAGUACUGGGCUAUAGUCAAGUCACCCUUCAGUGGGAGAUUGAAGACGACUACUACAACAUCGACAAUCCCAGUUCGCUCCAGGCGGGGACUUACCGGUUUCACUAUUAUGGGGACUCGAAAGGGUUGACGGGCAAGAUCUCGGCUUUUGAGGGGAUCAGCAACUCUUUCACUGUUGCUCUGAAGUAGUCGGAGUCUGCUGGAUGUUGAGCAUUGGAUAGAUCUGUGUUGGGUUUGAUUCUGGGAAAGCGAGCCAAGGAGCAAAGCUAGAAACUACUAUAGGUUUCUCAUCUGGGAGAGAAUACCUGUCUUUUCCUUGCGCCAUAACACUCGUCGUCGGAUCUAUUUUUGUAGUGUCUUACCGAGAAUAGC
Aspergillus homomorphus CBS 101889 is the source of this 2608-nucleotide messenger RNA. RefSeq names its product neutral/alkaline ceramidase. The record is from RefSeq and is a predicted model, not a curated record. Gene Ontology annotation, molecular function: N-acylsphingosine amidohydrolase activity. The coding region runs from base 104 to 2425 and encodes 773 amino acids. Gene Ontology annotation, cellular component: extracellular region. The transcript has 2 exons. Gene Ontology annotation, biological process: ceramide catabolic process; sphingosine biosynthetic process; long-chain fatty acid biosynthetic process. Lineage: Eukaryota; Fungi; Ascomycota; Eurotiomycetes; Eurotiales; Aspergillaceae.